Messenger RNA from Mangifera indica (mango), 3317 nucleotides. Its product is annotated as receptor-like protein 9DC3. The transcript has a single exon. Gene Ontology annotation, molecular function: protein binding. Lineage: Eukaryota; Viridiplantae; Streptophyta; Magnoliopsida; Sapindales; Anacardiaceae. The record is from RefSeq and is a predicted model, not a curated record. The coding region runs from base 184 to 3177 and encodes 997 amino acids.
GGUUGUCUGACAUGCUCUUAUCAACUUCUCUUCCUCCAAUUUUUCCUCUUUUAUUCUCAAACUUAUGCAACACUCUGUUCUCAUCACCAAACUAUUGCAUUACUCCAGUUCAAACAACUUUUUUCCUUUAGAAACACUUCUUCCUCUGUUUGUGAAGAUAAUCAUGUCAUUUCUUAUCCAAAAAUGAUGUCUUGGAAAGAGGAUGAUGAUUGUUGCACUUGGGAUGGGGUCACAUGUGAUUCAGUGACUGGUCGUGUGAUUGGCCUCGACCUUAGCUGUAGUUGGCUUUAUGGAAAUAUCCCUUCAAACACUAGCCUUUUUCUUCUUCCUCAAUUGAAAACACUCAACCUAUCUUUUAAUGAUUUUAAACUCUCUAAAAUUUUCCCUGAUUUUGGUCGAAUAUCUAGUUUGACACACCUUAACCUUUCCACCUCAAACUUUAGUGGUCAUAUUCCAUUUGAAAUCUCACAUUUGUCUAAAUUGGUUACACUAGACAUCUCAAACUACUUCGGGAGUAAUGAUUUUCAUGUGAGAAUUGAAAGACUAGUUUUCGAAAGGCUAGUUCAAAAUUUGACAGUGUUAACCGAGCUUGUUCUUGAUGGUGUGGACAUGUCCUCCAUUGUGCCUAGUUCGAUGAAGAAUCUAUCUUCCUCUCUAAAUUAUCUAAGUCUAUGGCAUUGUAAAUUGCAAGGGAACGUCCCAGUUGACAUAUUUCGCCUACCCAAUUUGCAGUUCCUUUGGUUAGGAUAUAACUUCAACUUGACAGGUAAUCUUCCCAAAGUUAAUUGGAGUACACCACUCAAGAUUUUGGAUGUCUCUGACAUGAGCAUGUCAGAACAAUUACCUAAUUCAAUCAGCAAUCUCUUUUCCUUGAGGAAGUUGUAUCUCAGCAAUUGUACUCUAGUGGGAUCGAUUCCAGCAGCACUUAGAAACCUUACACAACUUACAUCUUUGAGUCUCUCAAAUAACAAAUUCAAUGGUCAAAUACCAUCAUUUCUUUCAAAUCUUGCCAAUCUUCAGCAUUUAUUUCUUAGGAACAAUAAUUUUAUUGGUCAAUUUCCUGAAUUUGUUUUCAACUCAACACUGCUUCAGUCUUUAGACUUGUCAAGUAAUCAAUUAACUGGUCCAAUACCAUCAUUUCUUUCAAAUCUUGCCAAUCUUUACUAUUUAUCUCUUUCGAACAAUAAUUUUAUUGGUCAAUUUCCUAAAUUUUUUUUCAACUUAACACAACUUUUUCAAUUAGACUUGUCAAGUAACCAACUCACCGGCCUAAUUCCAGUUUGUUUUAUCAACUCAUCGCAGCUUUCCCAUCUCUACUUGUCAAGUAAUCAGUUAACUGGUCCAAUACCAUCAUUUCUUUUAAACCUUGCCAAUCUUCAUGAUUUAUCUCUUUGGAACAAUAAUUUUAUUGGUCAAUUUCCUGAAUUUUUUUUCAACUUAUCACAACUUCAGUCUUUAGACUUGUCAAGUAAUCAAUUAAUUGGUCCAAUCUCAAGUUCAAUCUUUGAACUUGUGAGUCUAACUUUCCUUGAUCUUUCUUCAAAUAGUUUAAACGGUAUUAUAGAGUUUCACAUGUUUUCAAAACUCAAAAACCUUAGGUACCUUUCUCUUUCUAAUAACAAUUUGUCUGUGACCACUACCGGAUUCAAUGUCAACUCAUCGUUUCCUCAACUUGGAUCUUUGUUUUUAUCUGCUUGCAACAUUAGUGAAUUCCCAGGUUUCUUAAGAAGCCUAGAUCAUUUAUCUCAGCUAGAUCUUUCUGAAAAUAAAAUCCAUGGUCAUAUACCUAAUUGGAUGUUGGAGAUUGGAAAAGAGACUCUGUCCUGGCUAAAUCUUUCCCACAACUCUCUCACAGGCACAAUACAGCUUCCAUGGAAAAAUCUCAUAUAUCUAGACCUUCAUUCUAACAUGUUCCAGGGAUUGCUUCCAAUUCCACAGCCUUACAUGAGAUUAAUAUUACUGUCAAACAACAAUUUGGCUGGGGAGAUACCAAACUUGAUCUGUAAUAUGAGCUUCAUUGAGAUUUUAGAUCUGUCAAAUAACAGUUUAAGUGGUAUCAUUCCAGAAUGCAUGGGAAAUUUCAGUACUCUUCAUGUGUUGGAUCUGCGGAAGAAUAGAUUUAAUGGCUCCAUUCCAAGAACAUUCGCAAAGGGAAACAACUAUAGGACCCUUAACUUCAACAACAAUAAAUUGAAAGGGUCAAUUCCAUGGUCAUUGAUCAACUGUUCAAAACUCGAAGUUCUUGAUCUUGGAAACAACAAGUUAAAUGGCAUGUUCCCAUAUUGGUUGGGAAAUCUUUCAAAGCUACAAGUGUUGGUUCUUCGUUCCAACAAAUUAUAUGGUUCUAAUUGGGGUUGUUCAAAGACCAAAAAUUGUUUUCCUAAGUUGAAAAUUUUUGAUCUUUCAAACAACAAGAUUAGUGGUAUUUUGCCAGCUAGGUAUUUCAAAAAUCUUUAUGCCAUGACAGACUUUGGUGAUGCUCAGAGGAGGUUGCAAUACAUGGGUGAAGAUUAUUAUCAAGAUUCUGUGAUGGUAACAUGGAAAGGAUUUGAGUAUCAACUGGUGAAAAUUAUAACUAUUUUCACUACCAUUGAUUUCUCAAAUAACAAUUUUCAUGGGGAGAUUCCAGAAGUAAUUGGGAAGCUUCGUGCUCUUCAUCUUCUCAAUCUUUCUCAAAAUAACCUAACAGGUUGUAUCCCACCUUCUAUUGGAAAUAUGAGUGCUCUGGAAUCCUUGGACCUCUCUUCAAAUAAGCUAGUUGGGAAAAUUCCUUGGCAAUUGACCAAAUUGAAUUUUCUUGGAUUUUUGAAUUUGUCAAAAAACCAUCUCACCGGACCCAUACCUCGAGACAACCACUUUGAUACCUUCCCAAACAAUUCAUAUGAUGGGAAUUUGGCAUUAUGUGGAUUUCCUUUGUCAAACACAUGUGGAACUUAUGAUGAGACAACACAACUACUCUCAAAAUCAGAUGAUGGAAAAUCUUCAUAUAGUUUUGGUUGGAAAGAAGUAUUGAUUGGCUACGGAUGCGGAAAGGUGUUAGGAGUUACGAUGGGAUAUCUUGUGUUCUCAACAGGAAAGCCUCAGUGGGUUAUAAGAAUUGUUGAAGGAGAACAGCCAAGAAAGAGGAGAACGCUGAACAACAAACAUGGAAGAAGAAGUCCCAUGGGUGAGUAUUAGUGCAAACUAGCUUGUUGAUAACAUGCAGUAUUUUUUUUCUUACUUUGAAUCUUGUUUUUUUUUUUUUUUCAAUGCAAGUUAUCAAUUGCCAUGUAGUAAAUCCUUUAAUAAAAUGUCAAAGUGUGGACUCUGUUGUGUCA